This is a messenger RNA of Symbiodinium necroappetens, 540 nucleotides long. The record is from the annotation of a GenBank genome assembly. NCBI's taxonomy places the organism in Eukaryota, Dinophyceae, Suessiales, Symbiodiniaceae.
AUGUCCUGUUGUUCAUGCGUGGUGAGCUUUUACAGGGAGAUCCUGGAGCCGUUAUCCGUGAAUGCGUACGUGGAUGUCGCACUACAUGGGUCUUCGCUGCUCCAUGCUACGGGUAGAUCCCAGGAAGUCACCGAUGAAGACCGCAUCACCGCCAAUUCGCUGAAUGGGAUGACCUUCGUCUUCCAAAUCAUUUGUGUGGCCUUGACAUGGUGGUUUGGCUUUGUCACGGCAUACAUCGCGGUUACAAUGGUGCCCGCUUAUCGGGAUUCUGAGAGCCCUAGUUUCAUUAGAAGCACUGCACAUUGGUGCAUCAUCGGUGGCUGUGUGGCAGCUGCAUGCGCUUAUCCAUUCGUCAUGGUGUUCGAUGUCGCCUCCGACACGAUCCUUUAUCUCAGCACAGACACAGUCAUGGAAACGAUGGAAGAUGACGCAGGACACCCCACUGGCCGGGAUGACGUGCUCGGCGAUGCCCCAAUAAUGCGUAUGUUGUAUUCGAUUGCCGAGUCUGUUGGUUUGGGCUGUGGUGGUGGGCGACCAUGA